CGUUGCGCUCGCACCGCGCUCACAAACUUUCCGGACCCGCGCUCCGACGAGCCGUUCGCCGAAGAAUUCUGUGCUGUGCUAAAAAUUCUGUGCGACCGUGUGCUGUGCGUUAUGAGGGCUCGCCCCUCGGCCUAGCCAUGUCGGCCCUCGUCCGACCCGUUUGGAGCGCGCCGCACUCGUCGCUGGCGCAGAUCAACAAGAGGAGGCUCGAGUUCGAGGUCGAUGUGGAGGCGUACCGCGUGACCGACGCGCCGGCCUCCCGGCCCGACGACAUGGACGACGACGCCGGGAAGAGGAGACGACGCCUGCUCGACGACGACCGGCGGGACGAGCCCGACGCGCGGUACCGGGGCUACACGCCGCACCGCCCGCAGACCGCCGAGACCGACCAAAUCAUUAUUUAUAAGAAGGACAGCAUGCACAACACGGGCGAUAGCUGGUCGCGGGACUACGGCGGCCAGAGCGGCCCCGAGGACGGCGACGACUUCGACCCGUUCUUCGAGGACAAGCGCUCCGACAAGAUGCUGCCCUCCUCCCCCUCCCGCUCUUCCGACAGCCCCGACGACUCACAGAACUUCUCCAUCUACGAGCAGACCGAGGGCGACCCCGCCACCAACAGCGCCAACGAGAGCAAGGACAGCCCCACCCAUAACCUGAAGUACGAGAAGGAGAGCGUCGACCGGUACGGCCGGCCCGACCGCAGCCCCGGCCACUACGAGACGCCCAACUUCGACGAGCUCGGCGACUCGUCGUCCAACGAGCUGGAGAUCGACAUAUCCGACCCCCCCGACAAGUACGAUGACGAGGCGGAAGACCGACGGCGGCGCGGCGACGUCGUCACCGUCAACAAGCAGUCGCUGUACAACGCGUACAAGGCGGCGACGGCGGCGCUGCCGUACUCGACGCAGUCGGCGUUCAAGCCGCCCGCGGAGGUGAAGCACAAGAUCCCCGGGCCGACGUUCCCCAUCGAGCCGUUCGGCGGGUACUCCACGGACCACGAGCGGGGCGCGGCGAAGGCGUCGAAGCAGUACACGGUGCUGCAGCCGGCGCCGGUGGGGUCGCGGGCGGCCACGGCCCUGCAGGAGGCGCGCGCGGUGCCGUCCGUGCCGCCCGCGCGCGACCACCGCCCGCUCACGGCGCUCUCGCCGACCGUCGCCCGAGAAGGCAACAAGUGUCCCACUCCCGGCUGCAAUGGGCAGGGCCACGUCACCGGACUCUAUACGCACCACCGAAGUCUGUCAGGAUGCCCAAGAAAGGAUAAAGUCACACCUGAGAUAUUGGCGCUCCACGAGACGAUACUGAAGUGUCCGACGCCGGGCUGCAACGGUCGAGGCCACGUCAGCUCCAACCGCAGCACGCACCGCUCGCUGUCCGGCUGCCCCACCGCCGCCGCCAGGAAAGCGGCUGCGCGCUCCCGGCCACGAGCCACAGUUCCCCUCCACCCGCCUGUAAGCGUAAGCGUGAGCGUCAGCGUGUCGAGCGACGCGCCCGCUCGUGAGCGAGUGCCGGCCCCCCCUGCGGCGUCGCCGCGCAGUCCCCCCGUGAAGCGCGAAGCCCCCGAGCUGCUGGUGCCAAAGCGAGAGGCCGCCGAGCCAGAGCGCGACUCUCCCAACAUGGAGACGCGCCACGCCGGCUACGGCGCGCCGCCCGACCAACGAUCGCCGUACGAGCGACCUCCCGACGACCACGUCCGGUCUUACAGUCAAAUGAACGAGGCGCGGUACGGGUACGAGUCGCGGUGCUACGAGGGUGCACCGGCGUUCGAGCGGUACGACCCCACGCAGUGCACGCAGCGGCCGUACGGCUGGGAGGAAGAGCGCUACCACGACCCCCACCUCCCCACGCCCAUGAAGACCGACCAGUCCGAGCAAGAGACCAGCUCCGGGCCCAUCUACCCUAGGCCGAUGUACCAUUACGAAACCGGCGGCGGAGUAGGCGGCGUGGCGGGCGUCGCGAUGGGCCCCGGCGUGCCCCCCGGCUUCUCGGCUAUCAACCUGUCGGUGAAGAUAGCCGCGGCGCAGGCGCAGCGGCCGCGCAGUCCGGGCCGCGACCCCCGCGACCCGCGCCCCGCGGAUCUCUCCACGUCCAGUGGUAGUCCCCAGGGUCCGUACGCGUCCCCGGUGUACACGAGCGCGGGCGCGGCGCGGGGCAGCCCGCAGCCGGGGGCCUCGCCGCAGCUCACCGCGAGCCCCCAGGUGCCCAGUCCACAGGGUCAGACCCUGGACCUUAGUGUGUCCCGUUUACCACAUAGUCGUAGUUUUCCCGGCGGAGUGUCGUACAGUCGAGAGUCGACGCCCGACAGCGGCGGCAGCCAUCCCUACCUCGAGGCGUACCAUCGAGAUCCUGCGGGCUACGGCGGUGUCAGCCCACACCCAGUCGCCGGUUACGGCCUGGCCCAGACCGACUACGCGGCAGCGGCAGCGGCAGCGGGCUACCAAUACCAGUACCAGUGCGGGGCCUACCCCCCGCCGCCCGCCUACCCCCCGCACGCGCCGCCCUACUCGCCGCCCUGCUAUAUGCCGCCGCCCCACGCACCACACGACAAACCCAAGGAUACCAGCCUAUCGGGGUGCCCGCGUGCGGACCGCUCGCAGCUGCAGCCCCACUCUCAGGAGCUGAAGUGUCCGACACCGGGGUGUGACGGCUCCGGCCACGUCACCGGCAACUACUCGUCGCACCGCUCGCUGUCCGGCUGCCCCCGUGCCAACAAGCCGAAGAGCAAACCCCGCGACGGACAAGACUCGGAGCCACUCAGAUGCCCUAUACCGGGCUGUGACGGAUCCGGACAUGCCACAGGGAAAUUCUUGUCGCACAGAAGCGCGUCAGGAUGUCCCAUCGCGAACCGGAACAAGAUGCGAGUGCUCGAGAGCGGCGGUACAGUGGAGCAGCACAAGGCAGCGGUGGCAGCGGCAGCAUCCGCCAUCAAGUUUGACGGCGUCAACUGUCCCACGCCCGGCUGUGACGGAUCCGGCCAUAUUAAUGGGUCCUUCCUGACCCACCGCUCCCUGUCCGGCUGUCCGGUGGCCGGAGCGGGGACGCCGACGCCGCAGCCCAAGAAGCCGAAGUAUCCGGAUGAUAUCACGCCGCUGUACCCGAAACCGUAUUCAGGCAUGGACAUAAAUAUGCAGACGGGCAACGGCGAGGAUCUGAUGACGCUGGAGCAGGAGAUCACGGAGCUGCAGCGGGAGAACGCCCGCGUGGAGUCGCAGAUGAUGCGCCUCAAGUCAGACAUCAACGCCAUGGAGACGCACCUCAGCCAUGGAGAGCGGGAGAACCAACUGAUGUCGCAGCGCAACAACAACCUGAACGAGUACUACGAGAGCCUCCGUAACAACGUCAUAACAUUGUUGGAGCACGUGAAAAUCCCCGGAGGCGGCACCGCGCUCGCCGCCACCGCCCCGGGUACCCCGGGGGCGCCCCCGCCCCCCGGCUCCGGGGAAAAACCCGCCCACGACAACUUCGACUCGUACCUCACCAAGCUCCAAACCCUCUGCUCCCCCGACGGCUACUGCCCCGACGAGAACCGCCCGAUCUACGAAACGGUGAAAAACGCUCUCCAGGACUUCACAGUAUUACCUACGCCCAUUUAAGGCUCACCCAGCGCCGCCGAGACCGAACGCCAUUGAGUGUUUGAAAAUUUAAAAAAAAAGUGAUCGGCGGAGCUUAACAAAUUCUAAAUUUAAAAAUCGACUCGUAUGAUUGUGAACUACCAAAGAUAUUAAAGACUGUUGAUUAUCGUGAAUCGAAUUAUGAGGAGUUAGUGUACAGUGUCGCUCGUAAGUUCUCGGACGUUAUGUGUUCUGUAGAUGAUGUCUAUUUUAUAAAACGUUGUAUACGAUGACUUUUAGACAUCACGUUUUAAAUCGAAGUCGAUUACUACUAGGAUGGACUUAUAUUUUAACCGAAAUAAAUUUUAAAUACUGUUAUCCUUGUAUGCUUCGAGUAAAUAUAAGAUAUCUAUAGGGAAGAUUUAUACGAUUGUAUCUGAGCAAUUUUAGCCCCCCGAACGUGCACCGUGCCGGUUCCGAUGUAAAUAUGUAUGUAAUUUUGAAUAUGACUAGGUGUUAACGUUCUCGGUACAGUCGCGAUGGCUAGUGUUUAGUCAAUUGUCAUUAUUUUAACGAAACCUUUAUUUUAUUGUAUGUGUUAUACUUUUGUUUCACGUAUGGAUAUGUGCCAAACGCUCGAUCGAACCGGACCGCCGUUGUAUUAAAAUAAAUUAUCAUUUAUCAGUAUAGAUGUAACAAGACGAAUAAUAAACUUCUUAGAAGACUAGUCAGUUUGUAAAUAAAAUUGUGAAUAUGAUAGUUGUCGCGUCGUACGGACGUUUUUAUUUAAACUAGUUAAUACGCGAUCUCAUUAGAUCAAAUAAGUUAACAGUCAUUAAUUUAAUAGUAAUACUUUAUUUGUUAGCCAAUGUUCACUCGCUGUGAUUAUGUUAUUAUAUGUUAUCUGUUGUAUGUUACCUUAUAAUGUGAUAGCUCAAGUUGAAGCGAACUGAGUUGUUUUGCAAUGUUUUAUUUUUAUCGCUAAACACAUGCAAUGUCUCGUUUUGUUUUUAGAUAGGCACCGAACGGUUAAAUUUUAUAAAUUUAACAGGAAAACCCAGAAUUUUAGAACACUGAUUGGUAAAUGUAUUCGCAUUUAAAUACUAAACCUAUUGCUAUGUUACUACUCUGAUUGUCAUAUACGUUUCUGUAAAAUAUUGAGUAUGUGUUGUUAAAAAGAAUAAAAGUAAUAAAUGCCAAGAUAAUACAA
Aricia agestis (brown argus) is the source of this 4758-nucleotide messenger RNA. RefSeq names its product myelin transcription factor 1. The transcript is spliced from 16 exons. Gene Ontology annotation, biological process: regulation of transcription by RNA polymerase II. Bases 138 to 3590 code for a protein of 1150 amino acids. Gene Ontology annotation, cellular component: nucleus. Gene Ontology annotation, molecular function: zinc ion binding; RNA polymerase II cis-regulatory region sequence-specific DNA binding; DNA-binding transcription factor activity, RNA polymerase II-specific. NCBI's taxonomy places the organism in Eukaryota, Metazoa, Arthropoda, Insecta, Lepidoptera, Lycaenidae. The record is from RefSeq and is a predicted model, not a curated record.